AUGCGGUCACUAUCGUUUAUUACCUUGCUGGGUGCAAUCCCGACAAUACAGGCUCAAUUUGUUGCAGCGCCCACAAAUUUCACUGAAACGAGGGGUUACUUGGACCUUCCGGUGCGAUACAAGGAAGUUCCAACAGGAAUUUGCGAGACAGAUCCCAAUGUGAAAAGCUUCUCUGGCUAUGUGGAUGUUGAAGAGAACCAGCAUAUCUUCUUCUGGUUCUUUGAGGCGCGCAAUCAGGACCCGAAAACUGCGCCGUUGACUGUGUGGAUUAAUGGAGGCCCCGGUUCUUCUUCAAUAAUCGGACUUUUCGUAGAAAAUGGACCCUGCGGUGUCGAUAUAAAUGGGAAUGUGUACAGCAACCCAUACUCAUGGAACAAUGCAACCAACAUGCUAUACAUUGACCAACCAACUCAAACAGGCUUUUCCUACACCACCCCAGUUCCAGGAUAUACCGACCCGGAGACAGCUGAUGUGAUUGUGUUGCCCUCGAAUUCGUGCCCUGACUAUGCAGCUGACUUGGGCUGUGGCACGUAUUCAUACCCCAAUGUGAGCCUAACAGCAAACAACACACAGGCUGCGGCACCAAAUUUCUACCUCACUCUGCAGGGAUUUAUGGGGGCAUUCCCCCAGUAUUCUCGAGAAUCAUUCCAUUUCGCCACCGAGAGCUAUGGCGGUCAUUAUGGACCUGUCUUCAAUGAAUACAUCGAGGAACAGAAUCGAAACCUUCCUCAAGGUGCGAAGAAGAUCACUCUCGAGUCUGUCAUGAUUGGGAAUGGUUGGUACGAUCCGAUUAUUCAAUACCAGGCGUACUACAACUUCACAGUGUGGCCUGGAAAUACCUAUGACUAUCAUCCAUACAACGACUCCAUAGCUUCCAAGUUGUACAACAACCUCUACGGCCCUGGAAACUGUGUCGACCAGCUUCUUGACUGCAAGGCACGAGGCAUCGAUGAGAUUUGCAGUGUUGCCGACAGCUUCUGCGCUGACCAGGUCGAAUCCAUAUACGAUGAUUAUCUGGAUCGAGACGAAUAUGAUCUCCGAGAGCUGGAACCGGACCCUUUCCCAUACGAGUUUUACGUCGAUUAUCUCAAUACGCCUUCUGUGCUAGCUGCCCUUGGAGCCUACGUGAACUAUACCGAGGUUAACAAUGCCGUGUUCGAUGCGUUCAAGUCGACUGGCGAUGACGGACGUAUCAUGCAUACUGUUGAGGACCUUGGCAAACUACUAGACCAAGGUGUUACUGUUGUCAUGUACACUGGUGACGCGGAUUACAACUGUAACUGGCUGGGUGGUCAGGCCAUUUCUCUGUUGGUAAACUCUCCUGGAUUCAGCAGCGCAGGAUAUGCGAAUAUCUCGACCGACGACGGCGUUGUGCAUGGCCAGGUACGACAAUCUGGACAGUUUGCGUUCGUACGGGUCUACGAGAGCGGGCACGAGGUGCCGUUCUACCAGCCAUUGCUUGCAUUGACUAUGCUUGAGCGCAUCAUCAACGGGCUCGACGUUGCGACUGGCCAGGUCCCAGCACGCGCGGGAUACAAAACCGUCGGCCCGCUCGAGAGCACUUACAGAGAGGGCAACGGCACCAUUCAGUGGACAGUGACAAACCCAGAUGCUACGUAUAACACCACGACAGGCGCGCCAAAUCCUGUGUCGCAGGUGACAAAAAGGCGACGAUUCAAGCCGCCGGCGGGGAAAGCAAGCAAACGAUCUGUCUGA
This is a messenger RNA of Talaromyces atroroseus, 1716 nucleotides long. RefSeq lists its product as hypothetical. Gene Ontology annotation, molecular function: serine-type carboxypeptidase activity. The coding region runs from base 1 to 1716 and encodes 571 amino acids. The transcript is spliced from 2 exons. Gene Ontology annotation, biological process: proteolysis. NCBI's taxonomy places the organism in Eukaryota, Fungi, Ascomycota, Eurotiomycetes, Eurotiales, Trichocomaceae. The record is from RefSeq and is a predicted model, not a curated record. Gene Ontology annotation, cellular component: fungal-type vacuole.